AUGAAUGCAUCAUUAAAUGAUGUUAGUAUCUGGAUGACACGAUAUGUCAUGAGUAGUUACUUCGCACUUGGUGUACUUGGUAAUCUGAUCAAUGUAUUUAUGUUUACACGGAAAAAUCGUUUAUACAAUUCAUGUAGUUUGUAUCUUCUCGCAAUAUCAAUUUCGCAUAUUUUUUCUGCUAAUUUGGGUGUCGUUCCAAUCAUAUACAAUUUAGAUCAUGCAGAUUUGGCUACAUAUUCAUUUAUUUUUUGCAAACUUCGUUUAUAUAUUCUGCACAGUUCUAUUAUGAUCGGUCGAAUAUUGAUGGUAGUUGCAUGCAUUGAUCGAUAUGCACUAUGUUCAAAUUAUCAACGAUUUCGUUCACUAAACAAUCCAAAAGUGGCACUUCGUAUUAUUAUUGGAAUUGUAAUUGCAUGGCCCUGUAUUAAUAUAUAUAUUCCAUUUGUAAUGACAUUCACUGGAAAUAAUUGUCUUAUGCUUGGUUCAACUGCUUUUAUAUGGGCUAUUUAUACUGUUGUAUUACCAGGCAUUAUUACACCAGUUUCAAUGAGCAUAUUUAGUUUAUUGGCUAUUCGCAAUCGUCGUCGAUUACAGGUACGACUCAAUAGCAAAAAAAAUUAUGGUAACAAACGUGAAUAUACACUUAUGGUUAUGUUGUUGAGUGAAGUAUUGGUUUAUGUCAUAUCGACGAGUCUCUUUCCAGCAACAACUCUAUACAAAGCUGUCACAGCUAACAUAGUUAAAAGUGUUCAAAGGCAACAAAUUGAAAAUUUCAUUAUAUUUUUGGGCAAUAGCUUUCUAUUAUUUAUUAAUCCAUCUGCAACAUUCUAUAUCUUUAUUGUAGCUUCACAUAGCUACCGGCAAGAAUGUAAGAGAGUAUUCUUAGGUUUAUACAUGCGUGUAACUGGGCGUAUGAAUAAAGUAGCGACAAUAGCAACAACAAACACAUUGAUAAAUCGAUAA
Molecule: messenger RNA, 963 nt
Organism: Rotaria sp. Silwood1
Lineage: Eukaryota; Metazoa; Rotifera; Eurotatoria; Philodinida; Philodinidae
Source: the annotation of a GenBank genome assembly